ACCAGCUACGCGCCACCGCUCGCUCAAGGCGAUAAGGGCAUAAGGCCAUUCAUCUUCGGCGAGACCGCGCUCUGAAACACGAACACCACGAGAGAGCUCGUCGUCGUCUACAACGGUGGCGGUAGACAUGGCCGCCUUACUCCACCAAGCGGUUCUGCCCGCCGCGAAACCACCCCACCGACGGGCGCUUAACCCCACGCCCAGCCUCAGCCUGUCGCCGCUCUCCAGGCGACGACGCGCCGCCGCAACCAUCCGCUCAGCGGCCACGGACAGCAGCAUCGGCGCCGGCGCGGCGCCGGCCGAGAGGAAGGCCACCCGGAAGGAGAAGCAGCAGGAGCGGCGGCGGCAGCAGGACCUGCAGCACCGGCAGGAGCAGCUGCUGAUGAUGGAGGAAGCGUCGCUCGCGAAGCCCGACGGCAGCGGCCGCAGUACCGACAAGUACGGCGGCAGCGGCGACAACGAGGACGACGACGAGCUGCCGCAGCCGGUGUUCGACCGCAUCCUGCGCCGGAUCAUGUUCGCGGUGGGCGUGCCCAUGGCGUCGGGCGUGGCGCUGCUCAACGCGUACGACGCGCUCAAACGCGGGCAGGGGGUGGACGUGCCGGCGUGGGUGCCGCUGCUGACCAUCCUCGUCGCCUUCGGCACGUCGGCGCUGGGCAUCGCCUACGGCACGCUGUCGGCGAGCUGGGACCCCGACAAGGAAGGCUCGCUGCUCGGCAUCGACGAGGCCAGGGCCAACUGGCCCGUGCUGUGGGAGGAAGAGAUCGACAAGGAGAAGGCCAAGGCCAAGCAGAGGAAGAAAUGACUGGCCUGGUCGCCUGGAAACACUGAAAACACCGUGCCCCUUGCUACUGAUAUUUUUAUAUCUCACAGACGAAGUCGAGUUUGAACAAAAUAUUUUACAAGAUUGUGUAUCAUUAUAUCAUCUAUAUGUGUGAUUUUUUGAUGAAUUUAGACGACUUUUUUAACGUGAUUUGCACGGAUUUGCACAAAGAUUGUGGUUUGCACCAUGUACGUUCCCGAUCAUGUAAUACUCAGUGUGGUAUAAACCAAAGGCAAUAUAUUGUAGUGGUUGAGUAAUCCACACUCUGCAAGCAA
Molecule: messenger RNA, 1098 nt
Organism: Panicum virgatum (switchgrass)
Lineage: Eukaryota; Viridiplantae; Streptophyta; Magnoliopsida; Poales; Poaceae
Exons: 1
Coding region: 128-805 (225 amino acids)
Source: RefSeq, a predicted model, not a curated record